Molecule: messenger RNA, 1208 nt
Organism: Scatophagus argus
Lineage: Eukaryota; Metazoa; Chordata; Actinopteri; Scatophagidae
Gene: tomm20a
Product: translocase of outer mitochondrial membrane 20
Exons: 5
Coding region: 77-514 (145 amino acids)
Biological process (GO): protein import into mitochondrial matrix; protein targeting; tRNA import into mitochondrion
Cellular component (GO): mitochondrial outer membrane; mitochondrial outer membrane translocase complex
Molecular function (GO): transmembrane protein transporter activity
Source: RefSeq, a predicted model, not a curated record
CCUCUCCGCACUUCCUUAGCAGCGUGCUAGCUGCUAGCCAGCUGCAGCGUGCUGUUCCUACGAACUUUCAGGCACGAUGAGCGGUAGGGUGAGCGUGGCUAUUGCCGGGGUGUGUGGAGCUCUUUUCAUUGCAUACUGCAUUUAUUUCGACAGAAAGAGAAGGAGUGACCCUCGCUUUAAAGAAAAGCUACGUGAACGUAGAAGAAGGCAAAAUGCCUCCAAAGAGAAGUCUGGACUGGCAAAGCUGCCUGAUUUGAAGGACCAGGAAGCCGUCCAGAAAUUCUUUCUGGAAGAAAUCCAGCUGGGAGAGGAGUUAUUGUCACAAGGUGAGUUUGAGAAGGGUGUGGACCACCUGACCAAUGCAAUAGCAGUAUGUGGUCAACCUCAGCAGCUACUUCAGGUGCUUCAGCAGACGCUACCGCCUCCAGUUUUCCAGAUGCUGCUCACCAAACUUCCCACCAUCAGCCAGCGAAUCAUCAGCUCUCAGUCUUUAACAGAAGAUGAUGUCGAAUGAAUGUGCGUGAGAUGGAAAUCUUAAUAUUCCAUGAAGGGAUUUCAGACACUGAUGCUUGUGCAAUGUCUGGAACGUGACUGCAACUGUGUACGAGAUUGUGAACCUGGUUAUGAGAGGGCUCGACAUUUGAAAGUCACAUUAUGAUUUCACCCCCCCCUGCCCCGCAGUCAUGGCAGUCCAAGGUUAAAAAGCCUCCUCAAGGCCUCUGGGAAAUGUUAAGCACAUUCCAUUCCAUCUGUCUAAUUUUGUUCCCACCAGAUGUUUAUAUGUUAUUCUAUAUUUUCCUCAAAAGUAAUGAUGUGUUAUGUUUUGUGUGUGUGAUUGGGGGGGGGGGGGGGUGCAAACAUGUUAUGCACUAAAUAAAAGAAAAAAACAAAGGUAUGUAAAUGAUUUGUUACAUACUUCUGUGCGGUUGACAAACAUAAAAUUUGUCAGAGUGCCUACACAAAUCAAAACACUUGUGGAAUAUUGUCAAGUUUGUUCAUCCUUUUUCUUUCUUCAAUGUCAGUCAAAUGUUAUUUUUAUAUUUCAGUCUUUCAUAUGUAUUUUAUGUAUUUUGAUGUGUAAAAUCCUAAAAUAAAUCAUGAAAAACACUGAUUUUCUCAAUUUCUGUUUGCCAGUAGGUGGCAGUAGCAAUGCACAGGAAAAUUUGAAGCAUUUACGGUUUGAAAAUAAAGAUUGUGUGCAAUUUUCA